Messenger RNA from Suillus subaureus, 3087 nucleotides. Its product is annotated as N-acetyltransferase B complex non catalytic subunit-domain-containing protein. The transcript has 19 exons. Gene Ontology annotation, cellular component: NatB complex; cytoplasm. NCBI's taxonomy places the organism in Eukaryota, Fungi, Basidiomycota, Agaricomycetes, Boletales, Suillaceae. The coding region runs from base 79 to 2916 and encodes 945 amino acids. Gene Ontology annotation, molecular function: protein binding; protein-N-terminal amino-acid acetyltransferase activity. The record is from RefSeq and is a predicted model, not a curated record. Gene Ontology annotation, biological process: N-terminal peptidyl-methionine acetylation.
CUCAACUCGAAGCUUCUCUUGCUGCUUCGUUGUACCCUCCACAAACCUCUCCAGUCUAGCUAGAUUCUCUCGUCGAAUAUGUCAGAAGCUGCACUCGAACGUCAGAUUCGUCCCAUCUAUGAUGCUUUGGACCAUGGAUCAAACAAGUCUGCUAUCAAUGCAUGCAAUAAAGUGCUUAAAAAGUAUACUAAUAAUACUCUUGUUAAAGCCCUGAAAGCACUUGCAUUGACGCGUUCGCAGAAAGUAGAGGAAGCGUUAGUUCUAUGCGAUGAGAUCCUUGCUGCCACUGUCACGGAUGAUUCCACACUGUCCGUGAUGACGCACGUCCUCAAGGGCCUUGCCAGAAACUCCGACAUGGUAGCCAUGUUUGAUAACGCGUUUAAGCAACAACCUCAGAGCGAGGAACUCGGCGCACAAACGUUCUUUGCUCAUGUACGAACUGGCAACUGGAAAUCUUGCCAACAGGUUGCAACCCGAAUGCACAAGCUAUUCCAGGGGGACCGGUACGUAUACUGGGCCGUGGUAGGCGCAAUUCUCCAGGCAAAUGACCUUGGCACUCCUCCAAACAUUCGCACAUUGCUCUACAAGUUGGCUCACCGUCAUGUCACAUCAUGUCCGACGCCAUCAUAUAUGGCCGUGGACCGCUUCCACUUGCACCUGAUAAUCCUGCAGGAGCUUCAACUGUGGGAUGAAGCAAACACCUUGCUGGAAAGUGAUAUCGGGAAGUCGAUCUGCUCAGCUAGUCUCGUGUGCAAUGAAACUCGCAGGGAAAUCUGGCGCAAACGCGGUCUAUACAAGGACGAGGGGGAACGGGCUCAAGAGAGGAUCAAAAACAAUGACCGGAAUUGGCUGGAGUUCAUUUCAGUAAUCGAUGCCACUUUUGCUUCAAUGCAACAGCCCGAUGUCAGCGAAGAGGAAAAGUCAGAGUGCUCCGAGAACAUUGCGAAAACACGCGAUUUCCUUACCGAAAUCGCCAAGGUAGAUGGCUCAAAUAACCGUUCUGCCUCCUUGGCGCUUUUGGAGCUUGAGAAAAAUGCGUUUUCCCACGGAAUAUCCUCUGAUGAGAGCACUUUGGUUGACUCGAUGGAGAACUACUUCUCCCAGUUUGGCGAUAAGGCGUGUUGUUUCGAAGAUUUGCGGCCUUGUGUAGACCUUUGCGCAGACGCAAAAUUGCGAUGGAUAAGCUUCCUUGCAUCUCAAGAGUCCUCCUUUGCUACUACGGGGGAUCUGCAACGGGUGAUAAACGUUCGGAAAUUACAACGAAUCAGUCUUACGGCUUCAGAACUAUCCACAGACAAAGAGUUGUAUUUGACAUCCACCUAUAUCGAAGAGUACAUGGCGGGACUAGAGUUGGGUUCCAGCUUGCCUGUAACCGAACUUCAGCCAGUCGAUGAUCUCGCGAUCCUUGUCGGUCAUGCAUUUGUCAGCCUGUGGACAAUGACCAAGGACGAGAGCUAUCUAUACAACGCCGCCGCUGUGCUGGAAUUCGCUUUGACAAAGAGUCGUAUGUCGUUCCAGAUUCGGUUGCUACUUGUACGCAUAUACCGUCUACUUGGAGCCUCGUCAUUGGCUCUGGACCACUACCGUGCCAUCAAUAUAAAACAAGUCCAAAAUGACACUCUUUCCCACUUUCUUCUCACACGGGCAUUGACCUUCUCCCUUUCCGCAACUGGAGACCUAACAUACCCUUCAGAAUGCAUAGAAUCAAGCCAGAUUUAUGUCAGUAAUUCCCAAGAUACCCCGGAUUUCAUCAUUCGUGCAUUCACAUCAGAGAAAUACAGUCAGAUACCAGAAUUUGUCUCUUUUGAUGACAGGUUGGAGAACUCCCUCCAACGUGACGUCGUUAAGCUUGAGCACGUUCGCAUGCGGAUGACACAUGAACCCAUCAACUCUGAUCUGAUUGACAUGGAGCUGAUAGAGCUGAAGUUUGUCUUUGAUCGCUUCCACCACGACAACCGGGACUUUGGCAUGCUGCCCAAUUAUCAACCAGCAUGUCAACCUUCGCUGAACGACCAGACCCUGAUGUUUGGCAACUCGACUGGACAAGGAUGGUUGUGGUAUUUCAUCAAAAUCUACAUACGUGCUUUCCAGCAUGCUAGUGAUUUGGAUGAUAUUGUCGAGGAGAAGUUACUGAUUGGUGACCGGCCAAAGAAGAGCCCAGAACCAGAAGUCCAACUUCCUCUCAGGGAACGUCUAGCCAUUCGAAAACCUGAAGAAGCAGCAGAGUUGACGGCUGAUGAAUUGCAACUCAUGGAAUGGGCUACUGCUGUCAGUGACUGGCUCGAGCCCUAUCACGACUAUACUCGCCCGCCUCCAGCGGUGGUUCUUGCUGAGGCCAACAAACAGAAUGAGCUUAGGACCGGGCUUCCGCUCAGGGGUGUUGACCUCAAAGCCCUAAAUGGCGACGCCAACGCCAAUGGUCAUGCAAAGAAAGACGAAGAUGCUCCUCCUGUGAAGGAACCGCCUCAACUGGUGGCACAAUUCUUUGAGCAUAUGCACGCACGCUUCGUGCAGUUACAACAGAGCCAGAGCCUCCCCUCGGACCUACUACAUGUAGCAACACUCACCCAAGAAGCUUUCCUUCUCUUUGCGGUGGAAUCUCAUCGCUUCAAGACCGCAUCUGUUGUCAAGAUUUACAAAUUGGGGGCACUCGUACAAUCCCUCAAGGAUAUUCGCUCGAAGGCCUGCACGGUACUCAAGACAAUGUCGAAUGACCUUUUGAAGAUAGCCGAGGUGGCCGGGUCGGCUGAACGACGGAAGAGCUUCGUCGAGUCUUGUAAACCUAUCACCGACUUCCCGGAGCUGCAUCAUGAUUUUGUGCUCAAUAUUGCAAAGAACGUCGGCGAGUCGCGUAAAAAAGUACUCGAGGGCGUUGGUAAAGGAAUGGUCAAGAUUUGCACCAAUUACGGCCAGUAAGCCGGCCUCCAUUUUCGAUACCGACAUCGCAUAUAUUACUUUACACCCACACUGCUCCCCACUCACUACUCAUGCUACUCAUGCUACUGCCACACUACGUACUUAGGUUUAUCGGAUAUAAUUGUGACAUAUUGAAUUAUGUCAUGCAAUACGCGUGACUUGUGACUCUAC